Messenger RNA from Pseudonaja textilis, 3644 nucleotides. RefSeq names its product apolipoprotein L domain containing 1 (gene APOLD1). NCBI's taxonomy places the organism in Eukaryota, Metazoa, Chordata, Lepidosauria, Squamata, Elapidae. Gene Ontology annotation, molecular function: lipid binding. Gene Ontology annotation, biological process: lipoprotein metabolic process; angiogenesis; lipid transport. Gene Ontology annotation, cellular component: extracellular region; membrane. The record is from RefSeq and is a predicted model, not a curated record.
GAAUCAUUCUUGAGAAUACCAGUCUGAGAGAAAACAAUGAUUAUGGAGUAUGGUAUUUUCCCCUUCAGUUUCGAUCCUACAUGUCGCUUCUACAACACACUGCUUGACCAGCAAAGCCGGCUGUGCAACCACAUCAAGAAACUCCAAAAGAUAUUACAGAGACUCAAUAAGCUGAACAGAUGUUCUCUCAUUGCACAUCUAACGGGAAAUUCUUUAAGUGCAGCAGGGGCAAUUAUGGCCAUAGUAGGGCUGUCUUUGAGCCCUGCAACUCUAGGAGCCUCCCUCUUGGCUUCUGGGGUGGGUUUAGGAGUGGCGGCUGCAGGGGGGGCUGUUUCCAUGACUUCAGACCUUUCUUUAGUGCUCUGUAACUCCAAGGAGGUGAAAAGAGUAAAAAAGAUUGCAGUGGCUUGUCACAGUCAGAUGAAGGAAACAAUGAAUUGCUUGGAGUUCCUGCGCCGCAGUUGGAAUCCCACCGACCCUUUCUUAUUGCAGACUGAAAAAAAUGUGUCUAUUGCUCUUUAUAAUUCUGCCUGCUUCCUGGUGUUCUGCGGUCCUCAGGGCUUUCUGGUGCCUGAGCACACAGAAGAGGUGACAAAAGUGAGCCAUAUCCUCCUUAAGGCAAAAAUCCAGAAACUGGCCAAAAACAUAGAAGUCUGUGAAAGACAUAUGGAUGAAAUCUGCAAGCUUUUAGAAAGUAGGAAAGCCUGUUCCUGGAGGAUAAAAGGAUCAGUAUGUUGACAUGGAAUCAAUGGUCAGAAGGACUCUGCAGUAACACCAAGUCUUCUUGAAAAAAUGAAACCUGGGCAUAAAACUGCUUAAUACUGGUACUGUAAUUUAAAAUUAGGAUUUUAUGUACCCUGGAAUUCUUCUACACAUUUCCUAUGAUUUGCAAUUAUCUGCACCCUUCUAUUUUGUUUUGUUUUUUUGCUAAUCAACGUAACAUGCAGAAUUCAUGGUUGUAUCAGUUGUAGUCUAUACUUUCAGCACAUUUCAAGGGAAGUUGUUUGUCACAAAGCACCAUAUUUGGGUUUUCUAGGUAGGAAAAGUUUUCCAAAUGUCUGACUGAAAUGAUAGCACUGUAAGCUGAAGUUGCCUUAACACAUGAAAUUUCAAUUAAUGUUUAACAAUAGUAGGAAAAAAUAGGCAGGAAUAAUUUUCAAAGUUCUGCCAGUAAUUGUAUUUGAAUGCUCAAGGGGUCAUGAUGGAAUAUGCCAGCAUAGACAAAAAUAUUUGGCAAGUCUAAAACCUGUUGAACUGUGAGAAUCAGAUAGAUAAAUGAAGCCUAAAUAUUUUUGAACUGUUCCUUAUGAUGUUCUCAUAGCAGAUGGAAAUUUUCCCUACAAGUAGGGUUAGAACUGAAUUAUUUCUUUACUUUCAUUUCUAGACUUUACAAUCUUUGUCUCAUUUCUCAUAGCUAUCUUUCAUAUACUCUUUUCACACACAUGCCAGAAUAUCAUGUAGUUUUAUAUUUAUUUAUAUGGGCCAAUAUUAAUGAACUCUUUGUUUAAAAGAAUAAGAACAUUGUCAACACAAGAUAAAAUAUCUUCACUGUGUCAGAGACAACAUCUUUAAAUUGCUUGAAGUCAUUCUCUUUGCCAAUAUUUUCAUUCAAAAGAUAUAAUAAAGAAGCUAGAUAAAAAUUAGAUUGCAAACCAAGUUUUUUUUUUCAAAAUUCUGUUAAAAUUUCAUUUGAAGCAUUAUUUUUAAGAGAUCAUCUCCAUAUGCAUUUAUAUUCAGAAACAUUUUACUAGAAUGUGCAAAAAUAAUUUUUUAAGAAAAGCCUUUGCAGAUUGAAUCUUUUGAUAAAAACUGUUUUAUAUUCAUUAACUUCACUGUAAAAAUUAGAUGCUCCAAUUCACUUAAUUGAUUAAUCAUCAGUUUUGUAGCUUGAAAAUAUUGUUGAAUAGAAGGCUAGAAAAAAAAACUGAAUCAAAGAUGGAGGAAAACUUUCCUCAAAGACUUUUUCACAAUGGUAAAGCCAAUGAGCCAAGCAUUUCUUUUUCCCCCCCAAUUUCUUUCACAAAGGAAAAGGCAUGCUGGGAUCAAAAGAUAACAGAAGAGUUGAGUUGCUGCUUUGUAACUGGAUACUGUAAUGAAAACUUUCCAUGAUUUUAUUGUUUGAAAUUCAUUUAACAUGAAAGAACCUGUAAGAUUCAGCUGUCUACAUGGAAAAACUAAUAAUUACUUGGGACUGAUUUGUGCAUGUUAGAGAACUUCUUCACACAUCUAUAUAUACUUAUGCAAAUAAUUUCAUACUAAUAGAGCUCCCAGAUCUGGACACCAGAUAGAGUCAUCUGAAGAUUUGCAGCCCAAAUGUGGUAGUAAUACAACCCCUCCCCCCAUAUCCCUGCAAAUGGAUGACAGUUCUGUAAAUUUUGUCAUGUGCAACUGGAAAUUAUUGCCUGUGAUGUGAUAAAUUUGGAAGCAGACUCCCUAAAAGAGAAAGGAUGAGGGGAAAAAAAGGCAAAGAUGACCAUACAUGUCUGUCGGAAGAAUGAGAAAAUGUUUUGAGGUAUACAUGUAAGCUUAAUUCUAAUCCACAUUUUCGUAUGGGGGAGCAUUCAGUCAUAUGUGCCCAAAGACACAGCUUGGGCUUAUUGGUAGUGAGAACUAAGCCAUCAAGCUGUCAAACCAGAGAUGAUAUGAUGUUUCCCAUUUCUUUCUGUAUUAGUAAGGAGUAUCUUGUGAGAUCUCAAGUUCCAUAAGUGAUGGCAAUGAAGGAAUUUAAAUGCAUGAGAGCCAAGAUAUGUGAGUGUGUAAGGUAUAUUUUGUGGAGACAUUAUUGCAAAUCUGACAUAUUCUUUGCCUGACUGUGGGAAAGCAAAAUGCAUCCAUUAUGAUCUCUGAGUUAUUUCAGUAAUUUAUAAAAUCAAGAAACCUACAGAAUCCCAAUGCAGUAUAAAAAUCAGAACAAAUAUGAAAUAAUUUUGUUAUUUGUUAUUUGUAUUAUUUCUCCCCAAUUCUUAAAAUUCUACUUCAGAAAUAGCAACUCUCUAAACAUCUUAAUGAAUUCAGGAUAUUUGGAAAAAUAAUUAUGAUAACUGGCGUUAUUUUCUUCAUCUUCAAAUAUACAAAUUCAGCAGAAAUUAUCAGUGGGGUAAAUAAAGUUCCAUGAUCAUAAUAUGAUCCUAGUUUUUUUUUAAUCAAAGCUUCCUUCCGCUCUUCUACACAUCUUGUUCUGAGAACACUUAUUAUAAAGUUAAAACCAAGCGUGACCUUUUGUCCAAAUGCUUCAUAUUAUGAUUUAUUCAAAUAAUAAUUAACCAAGUGAGAUCCCAAACAAUGGUCUAUCUGAAAUUUAUGCAGGUAAUACUUUGCCACAUACUAAGCAGACGCUUCUGAUACUAAUAUAGUAUUGUAGCUGAAAUUCAGAUUAGAAACACUGACCUGUGAGCUCAUGGAUCUGAGUUGCAAAAAUCAGCAUGGCUACUAGAUAAAAGCAGAAAGCAUUAGCUUUCUGCACUUUGCUGCUGUCUAGAUUCUUGAAAUCCAGAUCUCAUAGCCAUAGGAUUUCCAGAUGACUAUUAACCAAGCAGCUUUUUUCACAUUUUUAAACAAAAUGCUGCAUUGGUCAGCUCAUUUAAUUUUCAGCAGCCACACGUUAUGUUAGUGACAUAUACUUUGAGGGAGGGAGAUGGUUGUGA